Molecule: messenger RNA, 447 nt
Organism: Rangifer tarandus platyrhynchus (Svalbard reindeer)
Lineage: Eukaryota; Metazoa; Chordata; Mammalia; Artiodactyla; Cervidae
Source: the annotation of a GenBank genome assembly
AUGAUUUAUAUGCAUGCAGUGGAACACUGCAGUGAUAAGGAGACUGGGGAAGACUCAUGUGUGAUGUUACGAGUCAAUCUCUACAAUAUGCUGAGGGAGAAAAAGCUACUGAAUAGUAAACAUAUUCUGAUGCUUCUUCGUAUGCCUGCAUGCUCAGCCCCUUCAGUUGUAUCCAACUCUUUGCGACCCCAUGGACUGUGUAUCCCACCAGGCUCCUCUAUCCAUGGGAUUCUCCAGGCAAGAAUACUGAAGUGGGUUGCCAUUUCCUUCUCCAGAGGGUCUUCCCGACCAGGGAUGGAACCUGGGUCUCCUGUAUUGCAGGCAGAUUCUUUACCCUCUGAGCCACCAGGGAAGGUUAUAUGUGUAUAUACAUACAUAUAUUCACACACACAUGUGCCAGACUUUGGUCUAAGAGAAUUUGACUUACAGGGAGCUGUUAACUUUUAG